Molecule: messenger RNA, 3590 nt
Organism: Parathielavia appendiculata
Lineage: Eukaryota; Fungi; Ascomycota; Sordariomycetes; Sordariales; Chaetomiaceae
Product: AAA-domain-containing protein
Exons: 1
Coding region: 127-3381 (1084 amino acids)
Cellular component (GO): mitochondrial outer membrane
Molecular function (GO): ATP binding; ATP hydrolysis activity
Source: RefSeq, a predicted model, not a curated record
CUUCUCAAAACCGUCACCCUCGACAGCAACUAGUCGCACGGCUGCACCAUCGAGACGGGCUAGGCCAUAAUAAAUGGCCAAUUCCAAUCGCAUGUAAGCGCCAUACCAAAAUCCACGCCCACUCUCAUGCCUACGGCUGCCGGGGCCCGGGCCCUGCUGUCGGCGAAGGCUCGUCAACGACUUCCCCGCGUCGCCGCCGACGCGAAUUCGACGGUUGUCGUCGCCUUUGCCACUCUACACAGCAUCCUUCCGCAUCGACUGCAUGCUCUCUGCAGCCCGCAUGACACUGUCGCAGCAAUCCGCGGAUUUCACACGUCGUCGUCCCUCCUCAACAGGCCCGACGACCCAAACUCCGAGAACGCCGCCCCAUCCGCCGACUCGAACAAGGACAAGGAAACUGGCACUGCGGCAGGGAAGAGUCAGUCAAUUGAGACACCCAAACCUGCUGUUUCCGAGAACAGCAAACCGGUCGAGGGUCCUGCCCGAGUGGGAGCCGAACCCGCUGUCGCUGCUGCUAUCGAUGUGGAUGCUAGACGGGAGAAGCUGAAGAGCGCGGGCUACGGGUCGGCGCGCGCUCGCGCCAACCGCAACAGCCGUGUUGAGGAGCAUCCCGCCCCGAAAGUGCCUCUCUGGUUCCUGUCCGACUGGCAUGUCUCUCUGUACGAAUUUCGCGCCCUCGGCGUCCCGGCUACGCGGCUGCCUCCUCUGGGGGAAGAAGACCACCAGCAGCUGAUGAUGGUGAUGGAGAACGUGUUGGACCAGGCGGCCCUGUCCGAAGCGGAGGUGCAGCGGCAAAAGGACAUGCUGCUCCGCUUCGCUACGAGGUAUUCAUCCGAUGACUCCUUCGUCCGCAGGCUACCGCGAAGUUUUCAGGCAUUCCAUGCCGCCGCUUUCUUUCAAGCACUUUUGGCUGUGUAUCAUUCCGGAGCAGAUUCAAAUGAAGCCCACGUUGAGUUGUUGCGCCAACACCACGCAGAUCACCUCAAGACUAGGCCGUUGUGGUGGCCCCUACCUGAAAAGCUUGUGUCUGGUGAGGCUCAGCGCUGGCUCGCAAAUGCUCGCUUCGACGCGCCCCCAGGGUCGGGGAUACACAUCAGCCCGCUGGCGAAAAGGCCCGAACCCGAAUACUCUGUCUGCAUGGAGCUUCUGGCUGCGGUACAGUCCCAGCUGGCUACGCACCCUCUCUCCGGCAACCGCCCAGACUUACGCCCUCCUCCAGUUGUCCUGGCAAUGCUCAACUGCCAGGGGCCGACAAUCGCCAACAAAGUGAUCGAAGACAUUGCCACUGAUCUGAAGGCGGAUGUGGUGCAUUUUAGCGCACAUAGCAUCGCACGCCUAGUGGGAGGCUAUCUUGGCCAGAACCAAUACUCGGCCCGCGGCUCCGUAUCCAUGCUCGGCUACGCCGCUGCUGAGAUGAACGGCAGGCUCGCCCUCCGGCCCGAUGCCGAGUCGGACCAAGUCGGCAUGGUCGCUGUUGAGCUGCCUUCACGCUUGCGGUCCUUCCUGUCUCCAAGAGAGGGCUCGGCAGCCGGCUUAUCCAGUGGUCGCUGGGAGGACAUGCAGAUGGGGACAGCUCUGGAGGGAUUCAUUGCCGCCGUUAAUACAACCCGCCAAUUGCACAAGCACCCACCUUACCGACCCCUCACUGGCGAAAUCAAAGUGGAAGAGGACCACCGGGAUCUUAUUAUCCAUAUUCACGACUAUGUGGAACUUAGCUCUUUGUAUCCCGCCCUGCUCCACAAGUUUCGGGCUGUUGCCGACCGCGUGUCCAUGGCAGGGAGGAAAGUGAUCGUCGUGGGUUCCUCCGGGAGCGAUAUGAGCAAGUCCCAGUGGCGGGAUCAGCUCGACGACUUGGGCCGAGACGGAAACGCCCAUGUUAUUCCGUUCCAUGCUUCCGAAAAGGAUAUGAACGGGGUCUUAAACAGUGUCUUGGCAAAUCUAGACAACAGACGUCAAAAUAUCGACAACAUCGAGGACAUGCUCGGGGUCAUGGUUGGAGACCAGGUUCCCAUUACCUUUAACGAGUUCUCGACUGCGGCAGAAGAGAAAAUACCAGAGCAGAUCCACAAAGUCCUAGGUUCGAUCCUGGACAAGCACGUCUAUGAUGCGCAAUGGGUACACCGUCUCGUAUCCUUGAUGGUAGGCGGUCAGACGGGGCCGCGGGACGAGUAUGGCCCAAGUGAGCUGGCUUAUGCUGUGCAAUUCAUGCUCGACAGGAACAAACGCUGGGCCGACGUGUACCCAUCCGUCCGGCCCCCGUACUGCUCCCCUCUCUCGAUCCCACGAAGCCCCGCCUCCUAUUCCUCAGACGACCCUCCCGACAGCAGCAUCUCGGGCGAGACUGGCACCAAGGAAUACAGCAGCGCGGAAAAGAAGCUCCUCUCAGGCCUGAUCAACGCCAAGGAUAUCCACACCACCUUCAACGACAUCGUCGUCCCGCAAGAGACCAAAGAAUCCCUAAUCGGCCUGACCACCCUCUCCCUCAUCCGGCCCGAGGCGUUCUCGUACGGCGUUCUCAAAACCGAGCACAUCCCCGGCUGCCUGCUGUACGGGCCCCCCGGUACGGGCAAGACGCUCCUCGCCAAGGCCGUGGCCAAAGAAUCCGGCGCGAGCGUGCUCGAGGUCUCGGCCGCCGACAUCAACGACAAGUGGGUUGGCCAGAGCGAGAAGAACGUGCAGGCGCUCUUCUCGCUGGCGCGCAGGCUGGCGCCCUGCGUCAUCUUCCUCGACGAGGCCGACGCGCUGCUCGCGGCCCGCAGGUCGGGCGCCGGCCGCGCCGCCCACCGCGAGGUCAUUACCCAGUUCCUGCGCGAGUGGGACGGCCUGACGGGGUCCCCCGCGGGCAAGUACUUCAUCAUGGUCGCCACCAACCGGCCGUUCGACCUCGACGAAGCCGUCCUGCGCCGCCUGCCCCGCAAGAUCCUUGUCGAUUUGCCGCUCACCCCGGAGCGCGAGGCCAUCUUGCGGGUGAUGCUCAAGGAGGAGACGCUCGCACCGGAUGUGGACUUGGCGGCGCUGGCGAGGGAGACGGAGCUGUACUCCGGGUCGGACCUCAAGAAUCUUUGCGUUUCGGCCGCCAUGGAGGCCGUGAGGGAGGAGGUGCGUGCUAAGGAGGCUUGGACGGGGGAAGCGGAGUAUCAGUUUCCUGAGAGGCGGGUGUUGGAAAAGAGGCAUUUUGACAAGGGGCUCAGGGACAUCAGUGCGAGUAUUAGCGGGGAUAUGGAGAGCUUGAAGGCGAUUCGAAAGUUUGAUGAGCAGUAUGGCGAUGCCGGCAGAAAGAGGAAGAUUAGGAGAGGGAUAGGGUUCGAGGUGGUGCCUGAUGACGGGAAGGGGUUGUCGGGCGAGGCGAGGGUUAGGCAAGUGGGAACAGCUGCUGCGUAAGGCGAUGGGUGAACGAGGUGCGAAGGGAAAGUAGAAGGGGCGAAUGGAGUUUUGUGGUGGGAUUUGAAAGACUGUAAUUGUAGUGAGAGUGUGCAAUUCUGGGUCAGGGGCUCCUUUGGCCGUUGUUGUACGGGACCGCACCUAUGUAUGUGCAGUAAUCAUGUACAUGCCCGCAACUAUUGAUCUAGAGACAAAGCUGAAUUAGUCAC